Alosa alosa (allis shad) is the source of this 4727-nucleotide messenger RNA. RefSeq names its product nuclear receptor subfamily 1 group D member 2-like. Lineage: Eukaryota; Metazoa; Chordata; Actinopteri; Clupeiformes; Clupeidae. Bases 808 to 2937 code for a protein of 709 amino acids. The record is from RefSeq and is a predicted model, not a curated record. Gene Ontology annotation, biological process: negative regulation of transcription by RNA polymerase II; cell differentiation; hormone-mediated signaling pathway. Gene Ontology annotation, molecular function: RNA polymerase II cis-regulatory region sequence-specific DNA binding; nuclear receptor activity; zinc ion binding. The transcript has 9 exons.
CGACUCACAUGCUGCAUGCACAUGCAGCGGGACUCGAACGAAACAUUCCAAUGUCAGUCCAACUGCCUCGCCUCCUUUCACGCUAACCAUCCACCAAUGAAAACGUGAGAGAGAAUAAAGCGAGAGGCUGGGAAGUGAAAAGGUUGAUGUUAUUCGCUGGAGGAGCGUGACAGAAAGAGACUGAGAGCCUGAGAGGGUGUGUGCAAGUCUGUAAUCCUUGGCAUACAAAAACAAAAACAACUGAGGUUGAAAGGACAAGGGCAGUGAGAAAGAGAAAAAAAUCGAGGACAUAGGCAGUCACAUUUUUAAAGCACCUGAAAACGUGCUGCUACAGUGUGAGCACCUAUUAAUGGGCGUGCGUCUCUUAAACUACUUCCACAUAGUGUUGUGACUUCACUAGCACCUGUGCUGAAAUUCUUUGGAUUGUCUUUCUCCCCCACCAGAUCCUACCUCUACUGUACCUCACACAUCCUGUUCAGGACAACUCAGCCAAGUUAGACAUCAGACGAAGCAGGCUAAGAACGUUCUGUCGUUUCCCCCUCAUCUGUGGGGCACUGACAAUUACUUCUGACUGUCGGCAAUUUUCUCCAAUUUGAGCACAGUUGCUCUUAAGCUAUUUUUUAUUCUUGAAGGGUUGACACGACCCCUAUGUUACGGCGUUUAUUGGUUAUAUCCUGCCUUCUCUGGAAACGCGGGUAGACAUUACGCUUUCAUCUAACCUGACGCCAGCUUUUAUUGAUGCAGAGGGACAACUAAUACAGGGUCACUUUUCCUCAUUCUCAACCAAGUCAAGGAAGCAUCGCUACAAUGGAUAACAGUCCAGGUGGAAGUGUCAUCUUAUAUGCUGGGUCAACAGGCAGUGCCAGCCCCAGUCCUGGCAGCCCCGGCAGCCCCUCCAGUGGGUACCAGACGCAGUCGCCUUCCUCCCAUUCCCAGCCCUCCUCCCCUGAAGAAGUUUCCUUCACUGAGAUCGGGGUCCUGAAGCAAAGAGCUGGCACUGGCAGUGGUUGCAUUAGCAAUGGCUCCAAUGCCAGCAGUGCCACCAACAAUGACAGCUCAGGAGUGGGCACCCCUACCUCAGCCAGACUGGUCUUUCAGUUCCCGGAGGUCAGCAGCGCCUCCGUUGCCACGGCGGUGACCCCUACUAUGACCUCUGGAGGUCAGCAGUCCUACUCUCACCCCAUGGUGGCUAAGAGACCGUAUGGCUUCACUGGGACUUUUACAAAGACAGGAGGGAUGGUUCUUCUGUGUAAAGUAUGUGGCGACAUUGCAUCAGGAUUUCACUACGGUGUCCAUGCAUGUGAAGGCUGUAAGGGUUUCUUCCGCCGGAGCAUCCAGCAGAACAUCCACUACAAGAUGUGCGUGAAGAAUGAGAACUGUCUGAUCAUGCGCAUGAACCGCAACCGCUGCCAGCACUGCCGCUUCAAGAAGUGCCUGUCUGUGGGCAUGUCCAGAGAUGCUGUGCGCUUUGGGCGUAUUCCUAAACGGGAGAAACAGAGGCUGCUGGACGAGAUGCAGAGCUACAUGAACAGUCUCAAUGAGUCGGCCUCCAUGGAGAUCGACGGCUCCCCUCCCCCCGAGACCCCGGCCAGUCCUGACCAGAGCCAAUCCGAAGAAGCAAUCGGGUCUAUCUCACAGACGUAUUGCAACAUCUAUGUGAAAAGUGAGGAGCAAGAUGUCAAGCCCGUCAUCAAUAACAACAACAACAACAACAACAUGAACAACAAUGUCAGCCCUGCCAGGUUCCACGGCAACGGUGGAAGGUCGCGGGACAGCAACCACCCGCAGUCCCACUCCCAUGAUGCCCCUCGCGAUCAGAGUUACCACCGGCCAGCCCACGUCUGCAUUACCACCCCAGCCCCGCCCGGGCUGCCCUACCCGGCCAGUCCUGACCAGAGCCAAUCCGAAGAAGCAAUCGGGUCUAUCUCACAGACGUAUUGCAACAUCUAUGUGAAAAGUGAGGAGCAAGAUGUCAAGCCCGUCAUCAAUAACAACAACAACAACAACAACAUGAACAACAAUGUCAGCCCUGCCAGGUUCCACGGCAACGGUGCGUCGCAGGACAGCAACCACCCGCAGUCCCACUCCCAUGAUGCCCCGCAUCAGAGUUACCACCGCCAGCCCACGUCUGCGUACCACCCCAGCCCCGCCCGCUGCCCUGUCACUCACCGGGAGAACGCCACGCUCGACAACAGUCAUUACACACACCCAGCCUCAUCCAAUCAGAGUCAACAUUGCCCUGCCUCUCAGAACUACCAGGCCAAUCAAAACAGCCACUCCAUCAACGAAACACAGGCACCCACCUCUUGUCCUUUCAGGUUGGGUGGAGGAACCAAAGUGCUGGCGUGUCCCCUGAAUGCGAGCCCAGUGACCCCCGCGGGGCGUUCUAGCCAGCAGGUGUGGGAGGCUUUCUCCCAGUGCUUUACCCCAGCGGUCAAAGAGGUGGUGGAAUUUGCCAAGAGCAUCCCCAGCUUCCAGGCUCUCAGCCAGCAUGACCAGGUUAUGCUGCUCAAAGCAGGCACUUUCCAGGUUCUGAUGGUAAGGUUCUGCUCACUGUUCAACGCUAAGGAGCGCACCGUGACGUUCCUGAACGGGCAGACAUACCCACUGGUCACUCUGCGGGCCCUGGGCAUGGGCUCUCUGCUGGAUGCCAUGUUUGAGUUCAGCGAGAAGCUCUCGUCAAUGGCCCUGGAGCCAGACGAGAUGGCCCUCUUUAUGGCUGUCGUGCUGCUGUCUGCAGACCGGGCAGGCAUAUCAGAUGUGGGAGCGGUCGAGCAACUCCAGGAAGGCCUGAUUGGUGCACUGCGGGCGCUCGUAACCCGUCGUCGCCCUGACGACAGCUCGCUGUUCCCCAAGCUCCUUCUGAGGCUACCGGACCUGCGCACGCUGAACACCCUGCACUCAGACAAGCUGCUGGCCUUCCGCAUAGACUCCUGAACUACUUACUUACUUCCUUAUCUAAACCCCACACCCAACACCUCUUGAGCACAAUGUAGACCCACCCCACACGCAAACACGCAUACACACAAACAAAGUCCUCAGGAAGGACUUGAGUUGGUGACCUGUAAACAGACUUGGUCCAUGCAGGUGGAUGAGUGGUUGUACAUUUGAAUCCACUCAUGGUAUCACUACGACGACUGAACAGACCAGCCCGUUUAAAAGAAAAGAAAAGAAAAAAAAAUACAGGAACAGGUGUGUUGGCUGUGGACGUCCUCCAGGUGUUCUACAGAGACUAAGCCUCCACUAGCACCUUAUCACUCCACGUUUGAUGUUCCAAACACUCAAGACUGAAGGACCUUUUCCGUGGGCAACCACCACAUCGAUGGACAUAAAAUGUCCGCUAAAGCUAAGCUACGAGGACUUUGUCAGACUGAGGAGUGGAAAAAAGAAAGACUGUUGUAUCUAUUUUUAUAAAUACAUAACUAGAGAGAGAGCAGAAACUUACCGUGGCCUUUGGCUGUCUUUAUUCCCUUUAGUGUUUCAGUUUAAUGAGACAUUUCUAAGGGGAGAGAGAAGUAGAGGAAUAUGACUAAGGAGAUGAGUGAAGAAUAUUGUUUAUGUGCAAUGCUUUUACUGUCAAAUGUCAUUGAAUGGGCUGAUUAGAAUUGUUACCACUUUUGAGGGGACAUAAGGAUCCUUGGAAAGACAUAGGACAUUCUGCUUUUUGAAGUGCUACAAACGACUGAGUUCUCCAAACAGUUCCGAAAAAUCCGAUGCAGUGUGUUUUUUUAUCAGUCGCUCUCCUCUAUGCUCUGUAGAAACAGAUCUGUUAGUAUGAUUACCCAUCUCCUUUCAUAUAUGCAUACACAACUAGACAUAAUGCAAAACAAUCCUGUAGUAGGCUGGGAGAUUAUCCUACUGAAGACACUCACAAACAUGGUACACAGCCAUCCACAGUCCCUCAGGGGGAAACAACACACUUCUAAUGCAUCAAUGAGCAUCAACAAAAUCCUCCAACUCUACCAAAUCACACUAGCAGUUCAUUCCUCUCCCAGUUUCCAGCCUAUGACAGGCUCUUUUAGAAACAUGUGUUUGUUACUCUGUGUCAUUGCUACAAUUACAAUGAAAAUAAGCUGUUUUAUAUUUGGGCAUACAUGAAAUAUCUCUAUGACAUUUGAAAGAUAUAAAUUGUAUAUGAGUAAAUGCUUUAUAUGAGAAAUGCCAGUGAUCUUUUGUGUGGUGGAAUUUGGGAGCUAUGAGUAAUUUUGUCUAUACCCUAGAGGAGAGAUGUAUAGCCAAUUUUCAGGGGUUACACUGUUGUAUAUAUUGUAUAGUUGUGGAUCUAAAUACCACUCCUGUAGAGAAGAAUUGGUUAACUCUGCUCUAGUUUGCAGCGCUCAAUAUUAAAGGGCUUCUUAUAUGGAAGAAAAGGGGCUUUGCCUGAGAGAAGGAGGGGUCAUUAUUUCGGGUCGGUCAUCCCUUUAUUGGGAGAAAUGACCACAGUUCUAAAAAUAGCCAGAACCAAAUACGACCUCUCAACUUUCACCUCAGCACCUUGGUUUGUGUCACUGGAGGCCAGUCGAUCUACACGUGAGUCUAAACGAGGCUUCAGGAUUGUUUUUUUUUUUUUUUUUUUGUGAUUUUGAGACUCCUGCUGUUAUUCGAACUGACAGCCUAGCACCCUCCCAAAAAACUCUACCAACCCAUCAUUGUAUAUUUUGUAAAUGUGCUCUGUUAUUCUUCUUCUGUAGAAAUUAUAUUAAAUGAAAAUGAUCCAUCAUAUUCAA